Molecule: messenger RNA, 850 nt
Organism: Temnothorax curvispinosus
Lineage: Eukaryota; Metazoa; Arthropoda; Insecta; Hymenoptera; Formicidae
Exons: 3
Coding region: 37-834 (265 amino acids)
Source: RefSeq, a predicted model, not a curated record
UUGUGAAGGAAUCUUCCACCCUCCGGAAAUUAAAUCAUGAAUAAAAAAAAUCAUUUCGACUACAUUUCGACCUAUCAGAAGGAUUAUACCUGGCCCUACGUACCGUCCAUAUGUCGUACUCAACCUCCAACUAAAAUUAAACCAAUCGUCGUUAAAGGUUGCACUUGUAUCGAUUCGCGGCGAGUACGUAAUAAAGAAGGAUGGGACGGGAAUCUCGAGGAGUGUCUCAAUUGGAGUCAGAUAGGUCCUAUGGGACGACUUCUGGAGCCAAAGAUUUAUCCCAAGAUUGACCAGGUUCCUGAAGCGGAUUCGAUCGUAACGCGAUUCGAUCCCCAGCUACCCAGUAUUUGCCUUAAAGAAGAAUAUCCUGAUUUGUACGGUUAUACGGCAUUAAAGGACUCACUUCCGAAGGAACCGAUUACACGGGUGGAUGCCGAUCGUAUGAAAACGACGUAUCAAGCGGAUUACAGUGAUCCUGCAGCUGCACGUAUGACGCAACGUGACAUGGCGAUGACAGUUAUCGAUACGAACGCACGCGGUCAAUGUAGGAUGCCGAUAAAGAUAAUCAUAGAAGCUGAUUGUCCGCCGCAUUGUUAUCUCCCUUCCUCGAUAUGUACGAGCGUUUGGAAACGCGAUCAUAAACGAAAAAAUGGAUCAAGACGCGAAAAAAAAUGCGACGAUGUCGAGAGAAGACAAAUGUCACUGCCAUCCUGGAAAUCAGAGUACCAAGAUAGCAUCAGUAAAAUUGGGCACGCCAUUAUGAGAGCUAAAUUACAUCGCGCAAAGAGGAAAGCUUUACCAGUCCAGUAUCAAUAUUCCACUACAUCUAGUUGAACUUAUAACAACAGAU